AUGGAAUCCGUCGGUCAAAUAAUACUAGAGCCGCGUCUAACUAACAACGGGUGUGCUGAUUUUGCCUCGAUCCUUAAAAUUGUUAAUCGCUUGAAGACUUUGAAAGAUCAAAUGGGUUUGGCAUUGAUAGUCUUGAUUCAAAAGAGUGGUUUCUCGUGGAAUGAUGUUACCAAAAAGAUAGAUGCUAAACCAACUGUUUGGGAUGACUUAAUCAAUGCUAAUGACAAGAUGAGGUUGAUUCGAGAUAAACAACUUUUCAAUUUAGAAUUGCUACGCGAGAUCUAUGAAAAAGAUCGAGCAACCGAUGAUGGUGCCGAGAGUGCUAAAGAGAAAGUUCAAAGAUGGGAAAGGGAGCAAAGAGAGAUACGGAUUGAGGAUAUUGAUGAGAUGCAAAUAAACAAUGAAAUACAUCCGGAGAACUUUUCCUCCUUCGAUAAUCAUAAUUCUUCAUCAACACCAAACAAUCAAGCACAAACCACAUCUAUACUUGAUGUAACGAGCUUCGUCAUCGAAAGAAGUCUCUUUCAAAGGAACUAA
This is a messenger RNA of Dovyalis caffra, 537 nucleotides long. The record is from the annotation of a GenBank genome assembly. Lineage: Eukaryota; Viridiplantae; Streptophyta; Magnoliopsida; Malpighiales; Salicaceae.